AUGGCGUCCUCAACAUGGGAGUCCGAUUACCUCAAUCCUGAUAUUGACUUCACAAUGGACUUUCGUUCAUCCUCAGCCCCACCAGCCACCGGUCUGUUGUUUGCCGAUGAUGAAGACAUACGAGGAGACUCCCACUAUCUGGGAAGCUCGGGAUUACACAACAACAUUGGACGGUCCAUGCAGAAGAGCCCUUUAGAUAGACCGGCGGAAGGAACCAAACUAUAUGACUCCUAUAGAUCGGAUAGACUCCGAAACCUACCACUCAACCGACCCGCACCCAGAACUGCGGCAUCUGAUCUUUCGUUAUCGCCACCAGUAGACCGACGAUUUUUGGGAGAGUUCCGUUCUCAGUCCGCAGCACCAUCACUUCAGUCUUUGGGACCUCCUCCUGGACUUGAGCGAGAAAGUGACAGAGUUGGCACAUUCUCAGAUUCCUAUCUAGGUUCGGAUGAAUCGCAUAUGCUGCUACUAGGACAGAGACGAGCGGCAUCCACUGGCGUUCUCGGUAAUAAACCUCCGAAAUCAGCUCAUGUACGCUUUGGAUCCGUGGAAGGUGGUGGUGCCGUUCGACCCGGUGCCGUCCGACCAUCGGCGAAGACGCUCAUGGACUUGAUCAAGGAAGAUGUCGAUUCUGAGUCACCCAAUAGUAGAGGAGGAUACCAAGAUGAUUACAACCACCGAAAUGGCGACUUUCGGGAAGAUCGACAGCAACAGCGAUCGCAAAUGUAUAAUCAAUUCCCGGAUGGUGAUGAUCCUUACCGAAAUGGAGACAGUCGCGGCUAUUCUAAUGGGGAUAGCCGUUAUCCUGAGCCACGCAAUGGAUUGAUGUCGAAUGGGCCCGGCAAUUUCGAAGAUCCAAUGGAUCAUGUAUCCAUGCGUCGAGGAGGGCCUAGAAAUGCGUACGAAACAAUGCAACCUCAAAACACGCGCCAUCAAAUGGCCCAACCCCAGGCAGCUCAACCUCAAAUGAUGUCUCGGGGACAAAGAAUGCAAUACAAUGACAAUAGAAUGCAGGGCGGCAUGGACCCACAGGACAAUAGAAUGCAGAAUAACAAUCGGAUCCAAAACAUGCAAAGACAACAAACACAUGACGGGAUUCGCCAGAACAAUCCAUACGUGCAGCAUGUCAACAUGCCCGGAUCACAAUACGAACAACAGCAGCAAAUGUAUGGAUCGCAAAUGCAGAGUCGCGUCCACCCACAAGUAGUACCCCCUGGUCAUACCAUCUUCAUCAAUCCAAACUCGCAACCCUAUGGCUACAUGCAGUACCCACAACCAGUAAUGCCAGAAGGACAACAAUAUGUCAACAUUAUGCCAAUGCAAGGAGGCGGAGGAGGUCAAGUGCAGGCACUUGGUGGGGCUUAUGCUUUUUGGCAACCCGAUGGACAAACUGGUGGACAAACUCUUACCAUUCUAAACCCAAAUGGAUCUCAUGGAGUUCCACUCUCUGUAGCGAAUAUCCAUGACGAUAGAUCGCAUGGUCCUCAGCACACUCCACCACACGGUCGUUCCAAGGAAAAGAAUGGUAGCAAGUCGAGACGAGGUGGAGCCAUCGUGGGGCCACGUGCACGAAACCAAGGCAUUUCUACCCACGAUUCGCUUUUGGCAGAGUUCAAAUCAAGAAAGAGCCAUCGCGACUGGACGAUUCGUGAGAUCACUGGACACGUCGUUGACUUUUGUCAAGAUCAGAAUGGCUCGCGAUUCAUUCAGCAGAGAAUAGAAAUUGGAGACUUGGGCGAAAAGGAAAUUGUAUUGCAAGAAGUGCUUCCCGCAGUUCGCGUUUUGAGGAAUGAUGUCUUUGGAAACUACGUUGUUCAAAAGCUGCUCGACUUUGGUACCCCUACUAUGCUCGCUGAACUUUAUUCGACAUUCCAAGGAGAAGUGCUGGAGCUCUCUCUCCAGAUGUAUGGUUGUCGUGUUGUUCAAAAGGCAUUAGAGACACUUGAUGAACCAUCGUUGCUUAACUUGCUACCUGAAUUUCACAACAAUGUACUUAGCUCUAUCCAUGACCAGAAUGGGAACCACGUGAUCCAAAAGUGGAUUCAAGUUGUGAGUCAACUGUCCAAAGGUGCCCUUGCUAAUGGUGAUGGAGAGACUGCUGCGUUUUUCAACGAGCAAAUCGAUUUCAUCGUUGAUGAUGUCCUUCGAAAUGUUGCUUCACUUUCCUGUCAUCCCUACGGCUGCCGUGUAUUUCAACGCAUCCUGGAGCAUUGUGUUGAGCCUGAUAAGAGUAGGGCAUUGGAUGAAAUCAUGGAGUGCCACAGAACUCUUCUUGACGAUCAAUAUGGAAACUAUGUCAUCCAGCACGUUCUUCAGUAUGGUCGACAUGGUGAUCGAGAACAGAUUCUGCACUUUGUACUUGAGAAUGGACUCCUUUUCCUGUCUCGGCAAAAGUUCGCCAGUAAUGUGGUUGAAAAGCUGCUAAAGUAUGGUACCGACAGCCAAAGAAAGGCUGUUGUUCGAGAGAUGCUUAAGAUUGUCGCCGAGACCACAGGAGGCAUGUCCCCAAACGAUGUCGGUUGCAGCGUUGUACUACUCAUGGUUCGAGACGCCUAUGCAAAUUACGUUGUUCAGACAACCCUUGAUGUUAUUUCGGAAUCCCAAGAAAAAGUACAACUAUUGGAGGAGCUGCGAUCACACUCUGACGAGUUGAAAAGUUACACUUUUGCAAAACAUAUUGUAAUGAAGCUAGAAGCUUGA
Molecule: messenger RNA, 2700 nt
Organism: Cylindrotheca closterium
Lineage: Eukaryota; Bacillariophyta; Bacillariophyceae; Bacillariales; Bacillariaceae
Source: the annotation of a GenBank genome assembly